Molecule: messenger RNA, 9801 nt
Organism: Lepisosteus oculatus (spotted gar)
Lineage: Eukaryota; Metazoa; Chordata; Actinopteri; Semionotiformes; Lepisosteidae
Gene: rgs19
Product: regulator of G protein signaling 19
Source: RefSeq, a predicted model, not a curated record
GUCCACCCCUUGCUCUUCUUUUCAAAACUUUAUCUUUAUCGAAGCUGUGUUUCUGAGCGAAGGUAGCAGCGUCAAAAGCGAUUUACAAACUAUGGUGGUUUGGAGUCAUGCUGGGUCUACUAUGAUUAUCUGACUAGUGCCCAGAAUCUGGAUUGGGCUUGAAAGAGGAGAGGAGAAGAACAUUGUAAGGCUAGUGGAAUACUUUCUGUGCCUUCCAGUUUCUAGGUGUAUACAGGCCCUGUCCCGGCAGAGAGAGAGCCUCCGAUGGCGCGGAAUGAGACCUCCCCAAACAGGGCACAACAGGCUGGCCACCAGCGUCCCAACACCUGCUGCUUUUGCUGGUGCUGCUGUUGUAGCUGCUCAUGUCUUACUGUUAGGAAUGAAGAUGAGAACCGGACACGAAGGAAGUCCCAGGAGACCAAGCUGGAGACCAUACCAAACUGUGAAGCUUGCACCAAACCAUCAACAGAGGAGAUGCGCAUUUGGGCACAGUCCUUUGACAAGCUGAUGAAAAAUCCAGCAGGAAGAAACGUCUUCAGGGAAUUCUUAAGGACUGAGUACAGUGAGGAGAACAUGCUGUUUUGGUUGGCUUGUGAAGACCUCAAGAAAGAAAUCAACAAAUCGGUCAUUGAAGAGAAAGCACGGAUGAUCUAUGAGGAUUACAUUUCCAUACUCUCACCCAAGGAGGUAAGCCUUGAUUCAAGAGUCCGUGAAGUCAUUAACAGGAAAAUGCAGGAGCCCACCUCUCAAACAUUUGAAGAUGCGCAGCUUCAAAUUUACACCCUAAUGCACAGAGACUCCUACCCUAGGUUUCUGAACUCGCCUAUAUACAAGUCACUGCUUCAGAGUGGUUCUCGUUCCUCCUCAGAGUCAUAGGCCCCCUCUCUCCACUGCACAACCACUAAGGAGAAUCCAGAUCCUUAUGGAUUUUAUUUUUUACCCCUUUUUAACUUGCCAUGUUGGAAUUGCUGAUCUACAGACUAACUGGAAGAAACAGGGUCAUCACAUGAUAUUCUUCUAUCAUUCCACUACUAUGCGUACAGCUACUACAGCGUUUACUACUGAUUUUUAUUCUUUUUUUUUUCCCUGAUGCCACACGAAUGGAGGAGAACUGUAAAGAACGCUGCAAUAAGACGCUGGAGCCUAUUAAAAGUUCUAAAACGGUGGUAGAGCUGAUCACCGCUGGCCUUUUACUCUUGUGAACCUGACCUUUCCACUGUCUUUCUGGUGUGUUUGUUGAUGUUGAUGAGGUGGGAGUUUAAAUUGACCUGAACUAGGGGUGGGGCUGCCAGCGAUUGUUUACAAAGCUAAAGAAAGGACGAUUAGGGUUUACCGUGCUAAAAUGCAUCCCAGUGUCAAGUAGACAAUGCCACUGUUUAAUACAUGUACUCAUAUUCGGGGUGUAUAAAUCAGUUUGGAACAUCAAGCUUUGCAGUCCAGCUAAUUCAUUAUGAAAGAAGCCCAUAUUCUGUGGAAUAUUCUGUGGAAAAUUAUGUCAAAGGCUCUAAUUUCUGAGGUGAGGUGCUAUAGAGCUUCUAGCUCCCACACUUACUGUAACUGAUCCCUUCCCAAAACACAUAGGGGAUAAAAUAUCGAAUGACGGCUGUUUUUUGUUGCUGCUGUUGUUGUUGUUGUUGUGCAUGGUUUAGCUGUUUAAUUGUCUAAAAAAAUCAAAGAUUAUUUUUUUCAGGUCAUUUUAAAAUGUUAAAUACUAUUUGAGCUGGUGAAGAAUAAACAUCAGCAGCAGCCUUUGGAUCAGAAGGCUUUAGCUGCAGUAGAGUCACCCAGUGGAAAGCAACUACUUUCAAACAAAGUACAGCCAGUAAACUAGCGUUUUAUGGUCAUUAUCACUCGUGUUGCGGACAGCAGUCUGGCAUGGGCAUACUGAAGGUACCUCAUGCUGCGUUGCGAGAAUUGCUAGACUGGAUUCCACAGAACCAAGAAGGCAGGGUCUUUCAUAAUAAAUGACACUUGCAACUGCUUACUUAGUUUACGGAUUGGGUUUGUGCACAGUCAGAUUCUAUCAAAGUUUAAAAAAGGUUGCAAAGAGAAUAUUUGACAAGAUAGCCAAAUAACGAAAGACCACCAAAGGGGUGUUUUAGUUAAAGUUUUAAUAGUGUUACUCUUACAUGGAUCAAAGGUGUAAAAGUGGGCAAAAUGAUUUUAAUGUAUUCAUUUUUAAAUUAAAUUCACCUGAGGCAUUUGUUCCCUAUUAAAUGCAUAUGUGUAUGCAGCUGUGUGUAUGUGUAUAUACAUAGAAUAUGUAUCUUACAUAGAACACCUCUCAGGGUUAUGGUGUCUUUUAAGAGCAAGCAGUCGGCAAGAAUUAUGGGAAUGUAAAUAUUAAUUUGCUCUGUCCCUUUCACAGCAUUAGAAAGCGGAUCCUUUUAGGAAGACUUUUAGACAAGGCAGAAACAGAAGUAUGUGUAGACAGUUCAGCUUUCAAGCAUCUUGAAAUGGCCAGAGAUAAUUAAUAAUCAAAUUCCAAUUAUGUAUAUCAUAUAUAUAUAUGCACAGUGUAUAUACAUAUAAUGUACUGUAUGUGUGUUCCUGAGUGUAGAUUGGUACUCAUAAUCAGUAUGAUAAAUUAGGGACAUACCAUUGUUGCUGUUCCAGUUUGCUAUCCACUGCUCUGUUGGAGAGAGGUGAUUGUACAUCUGGCACUGUACCCAGUUCUUGAAAUAUUAUUCAUAUAACCUAUACGUCCUUUGAAAUCAUUCUGUCGAUAUGCACUAACACGUUUUCAUGUGUUUCUGCAGCAUAAAUCUGAGGGCAACUGUAUUACCUCCAGCUCUUGCGAAGCUUUUGAUAUAAUUCUUGACGAUAUCAGAAAGGAACAUUUUUUAGGCAUCUCUCCUUAACGGAUGACGUUCAGUAAGUCUUCUUUCCCAUAAUGUGCCUCAGUCCCGACACAGUGGGAUCACUUCUGUGGAAGGAAGAGCCUUAUAUUUUAAUUAGCAGUGUGCAUCAGGCUGAUAUUGACAAGAAAUACAUAUCAGUUAUUAGUUAAACCUGACAGAUAAGCCUUGCUGAGUUACCAAAUAGUUACAGUUUACCCAGUCAUACAUUUUCUGCAUCUUUUAUACAGAUCACAAUGUGGUUUUUUAAGGUAUAUUUAUUGUACUAUGUACAAAGGGAGGUAAAAAAACAUUUUUUCUGUACCGAUCCCGUGUUUUAAGUGAACAUUGCUCCAUACCUAAGAAAUGACCUUUGGCUAAUUUGCUACACUUACAUGUGCUUAAAAAUUGACCAGCCAUUUAGAAAAUAUAUAUAUGUGUAUUCUAAAACCACUUGUAUAGAUUUAUUGUCAGAGAAAUUUUUUUGUUAUUUUCUUCAAAAAAAAGUGUAAUAUAUUUUUUACUUCACAGGCUACAACUUUGGCAUUUGAUUUGCCAAAAAAAAUGCCUUUAUCAGAUAAGGUAACUAAGACUAAAAUAAUCUUAAUUUUAUCUAAAUAUUUAUAAUGUUGCUGCUUCUGGGGGAUAUAGUGAUUAAUAGCUUUAUAUUUCUAAGCCCUUGCAAGUUUAUAUUACACUGUGGUUGAGCUCUGCAACUUUUUUCCAAUUCUUUACUUUUCUUAAAGAAUACCGGCUUACCACAAAAAACCUUCCUCUGAAAUUUUUCGUUUUUGCUUUAUUAAAUACAAGAAGUAUCGCAUGCAUUGUUUGUAAUUAUAACAUUGGAAAAAAAUAUUUUUUAGUACUUUGUCAAAUAAAACAGAGGCUUUCCUGUACAUUUGACACGAUUGCCCUGUUCUGUUACUUCAAGCCAUUAUCAGUUAGUACAUCCCCAGUAUACACUGAAGAUAGCCAAGAAUGCAUCAAGUGAAGAGUCUGGCUGUGUGUUCAUGCAGAGAUGAGAGAUGUUUGUGUAACGUUUACAACUGAGAAAAAAAAGCUUUUUAAGCAUUCUAAUUUGCAAUAUUCCUUGCAAAAAAAUUAAUAAUUUUUCAUUUUAGAACAGUUUUUUUUUAAUUUAAUGAGUAUUUAAAAAGAAGCGCUGCAAUUUUUAAUGCUCUUCUUUUAGAGUAACAAAUGCUUCGGGUGUAAAAUUAUUUUUCUGCUUUGAGGUUUAAAAUGAUGUGCAUCAUGAGAAUUUAUAUAUAUGUGUAUAUACAUUAAUUAUUAGAUAUAUAAACAUAUAUAUAUAUAUUUUGGGGGAUGAAUGCUAUGUUUACCAUGUUAAGUGAAGUGAUUGUUGCCUGUCCAGAAAGUGCAAGGUUUCUGUGAUUUUUGCUGAAGGCUUUUCAUGCCAUGAAGACCCUAUGCCCUUUAACAUAGUUUCUCGACACUCGAUGUACUCAGGAUCAUGAAGAGACUGCCAGUUUGGAGGCUUAGUUUCUAAUUGACUAUACAGCUGUGUUGGCUAGCUUUGUGAAAGCAGAGCAUUGUUGCGCCGUGUUUAGAAUGCAUGUUCUGUCACUCUCCAGAUGAUCUGACAGGUGGCUUGCAUCUCAUAUGGAAAAAUAUAAAAAUAAAAAGACAAAGAAACAGAGCUCCCUGUGGUUUCAUGUAAGAAAAUUAUUUUCCCAAAUCAGGAGAAUGGAUCUGUAGGCUAGACUCCCAAAUUUCAGUUAAUCUAACUUUAAAUACAAUGUUGAUCUGUGAUGGUGUGUGCGGUUUGGACUUGUACAGUAUAACUGUCUGGUUCAGAGAAGUUAGCUCCCUUCUCUAGCAUAUUGUUUGUUAAAAAAGGAAACCACACACUUUUGCACCUGUUCAAAAUGUUGAAUAAUGCCAAUAUACAUUGGUCAUCUUUCAAGGUGUAAAAAGUCUUUGGCAAGACACAGGACAUUGCUGUUGUUCAUUUAUUGUGAUCAUGAAAAAAGACUACUCCUUCAGGUCUAGAAAACAAUUACAUGCCAUUUAUAAACUAUUAGGCUCUCAAAUGUUGUUGGGUUCCAUUUGACUGUUUUCUGUCAAUAUAUCCAGACAAUGCCGUGUCUUACAGGUACAAUGUAUAGAACUUUUUUUGGUUGACUGUCUUUCUUUAGUUUGGUCUUGUGCUAUUACACGUUGAUUCGAAAUGUUCAGCAAAUAGCUACUUUCAUAUGAUUUCCAGUUUGGUGUAAUGAGAAAUUGCAGCACAGUUCAAUCUCUGUAGUUUCGUGUUAGUUAGUAAUCAUACCUGUAAUUCAUUGCCACUGCUGCUCUUAACUCUCACCCUGGAAUGGUGGGUAUUCAUCCUAAUACCGUAUGAGGUUUAUAACUGUUACUGUAUCUUUCCCUUUUGUGAACUAAAAAUGUUUUCACCAUAUUUGAGGAAGAAGUAAGAAAUUGAAAUAUAUAGAUAUGUUACAAAUCCAAAUAUAAUGUUGAUCCCUAGUUUUUGGUAUUUGAAAAAGGUUAGUAAACUUAAUAAGUUUUAGACAUAUUCUAAAUUGCACACAGAUAAAAAACGUUAUUUAACAAUGACUGAGAGAGGUGCUGAGAGACAAGCAGUUGCACAAUAAAGAGAAGCAAUUAUUCCAAGUGUUUAACAAACCUCAAGUUUACAUGAAGUGGGCAUUAAUUAUAACGCAUGGUACAGUUAUGGCGAAAUGUAGCUAAGGUGGCUCACUGUGUUAAAUUUUACCAACCCCCCCCCCCAUCCUCCUCCGACCCAAACCCCUGAUUCAGCAGUCAGCAACUGGCCUGGGGAUUUCUAGAUAACGGUGCUUUGAAAAUGCGUCAGGUGUCUAGUAUAUAUUUUUAAGACAUUCAUGUUUUUAUAAACUGUGAAAUUAUUAUUAGCAGUAAACAAGUUUAACCAAAAGUGGUUAUUUGUACUUUUUUUUCCCUCUGGCUUAUUUAUGUUUUGUUAAAAAUUCUCAUUUGUCCAGGUGAGCAGCCAAUUUUGCGCCUUAUUUUAAAGGAGAUGGUUGAAAUCUACACCAGCCCAAUCAGCUUCCUUUCCUCUCUCUCUUUUGAGCCUUCCUGGCUGCACGUUGUGGCGUAUGCUUUUGAGAAGCCUUGUUUAGAAGGGUUUGCAGGUUACAUGCAUGAGGUCAGAGUGCCAUAGAAAGUGUUUUUCAACCGAUUUCAGUCUUCUGUGUCAGACUUUUGAACAGUUAUUUAUUAGUGUUCUUUUUUUAUCAUGUUUGAAAUACAUGGAUGAACUACAGGACCAAAUUUUUAUUUUUUUAAUUUGUAUUAAUCUGUUGCAAGGGUCUAUAAGCAACCCAGGUAUGUUCAUAAAUUUCGUAGUUACUGCUCCACUUUUCCAGUCGGUUGUAUUGAGGCCUAAGAUAACAUAAGACCUCGGAAUUAUCAUUAACCUAGACUGGGAUGACCUGUAAGUCUACAUAAUGGUGGAUAAAAUUUGCAAAUAUCUGUUUAAUUAUUCAAAUAAAAAAAAAUGUUUUAUUCACAUAUGCUGUACAGGAUGCUCUUUGCUUCAGAAAUGUCUGGAAGUGAAACCAAUUUUAUGUACAAAGUUGAAAGGUAACUAGUGAAACUUGAUCUUUAACAAUAAAAGGCAAACAAUGGACAAGGAUUUCUAGGUACAAUCAAAACUUUUGUAAAAAAAAAGCCAACAAAAUACGGUUCAUUUUUUUAAUGAAUAGUUUGUGUGUUAAUAAUACAAUCAAUAAGGUUAUUUUUGCUGGGGGGGAACAAUUUUUCCCUUCUGUUGAAUUAAUAUUCUUAACCCUUUCCUUGAGUUUUACAGUUGUGAAUGUUCCUUUUGGCUUGUUUUGUUGUUUUUUUUUUAUUUGCAGUGAGUCGACUAUUGUAUAAGUGCUUUUAGGUUACAUUUUAAUUGGAUCAAUAGACAUCACAUUACAAAUGAGCUCAGUCUUUCACUGGCCCUAUCCAAAAACAUUGGAUAUACUGUAGAACCUGGGAGCAUUAGAUCUAUAAAAAUAACAGGAAGAUUAUAGAUAUGCAGGAGACCAUACACAUGGUGUGUCACAGGGCUUCGGCAAACAGCCCUUCCCAGAUCUCCACCGUUGUCAAGUAAACUCUCCCUUCCAGGAAUCUGUCCCUUUUCUGCCCAGUGGCACAAACACACGUGGGUUCAAAUUGUAACAACCACUGUCACUUACCAGUACACUUUUCUCCACAGGUGCAAAGGCUUACAACAAUGGCAUAAAAAGCAUGACAUUUCAAAACCAGUUUUUUUCCUACCUUUCAAGACUGCUCUCAAGAAACUAGCGGCCUUGAAGUACAAUGACCCUUUAGAAAGAAUCUUUUUUUAAUCAAAAUUGGAUAUGUAAAUAUACUGUAUUAGACAUGAACCGAUGGUAAAAAUUCAAAAUAUUUCCACUUAUUGAACCAGAUAAUAAAAUAAACUUGUAGUAAACAAUGUAGAUUACAAUUUUAAACUCAUUUUGGGGGGUUAUGGAUUUGAUAAUUAAUGUUUUAAAAUACCUGUUAGCCAUUUGCACCAUGGUGUGAGAGAAGCUGCCUUAUGGAGGAAAGCUCAGUGAAGUGAAAGAGCCACUUUGCAUUGUCUGGUGUGCAAAAAAUUUCUUUGAUAGCUUCCAGCAUUCAUAAAACUUUUCCUUGGUUACUGAACUGCAAACAGACAGAACUGAUAUAAACCAUAUUUUUGAAAGAUCUGUUUCUGUCAUAGUUUAAAUGCUGCCUGUGCAGUUCCUAUAUUUUCCAUCUCUUUUCCUUGGACACAAUAUCUGUAAUAGGGAAUAGGUCACAGUUAGAUCUUUGCUCUUCAUGGAGAAAAUCUCAUUCAUCCCCUAUUAACCUCAUCCCACAUUCCAACAGGGCCAGAGCUUAACUGCAAAGCAAGCAGUGCAAGUGCCUCAGUAACAACAAUAUUAAGUAUCCUUUCAACUGCAUUAAGACAGAUUUGAUGUGUUAUUACUGUAAUAGCUCUAUUCAGACUGAAGUUUAACUUGGUUUGUGCUGUUUUAUUUUCAAACCGCUGUUCCUAUCUGUGGCUAAUUGCAACAAAUUCCAAAUGAGUUUGGCAUGGGCAUUGUCAUCGGGCACACCCUAGUUUGGGGAAGCCAUUAACCUACGCAAGUUUGUUUUCUACAUUUUCUGCCAAGACAGGCAAGUGUCUAUGGGACUCAGAAUGGUACCAUCUACUAGUCUCGUAAUUUAUUUAUUUUUUGUCACUUGUAAAACAUUCACCCCAAAAGUCCCAAAACCAUUAAUGAUACAUUUCAGUUUUUAAAUUAAUAUAAUUCAGUCGCUGAACUGUGGUGAGGCACUUAGCCUAGACAAGGAGAACAUACUAUUGGAUGUGACGUUUUCCGCUAAGAUUUCAAACCUCAGACUUUGAAGGCUUAACUUAUGACAGGCUUUUACACUGAUGAACCGCUGUAUGUCACUAUGUAAGCAUCUAGGCUGUGUUGCAAAAAAAGUGUUCUGAGCAAUGUAGGCCCUUUUUUUUGUUAUACUGUAUAACAUACUGUAGAGUGAUCUGUUCUUGGCACUGGUCAUUGUUCCACUUGUAUAAAAUAUAGCAAGACUAUAACCUCUGUAGAUGAAAUGUUUCAUUCAUAAUAUCUAAAAUGUAGCCAAAGUCUUGCUCUUUCCAACGGUGGCAACUCCUUACUACUGUAUUACUGGAUUUGAAAAGCCUGUGUAAUUCACUGAUGUCUAAAACAGAUAAUUUAAAAAGAUAUUUAAAAAAUGAAUUCUACCCUGCAUUCAUUUUUAAGCUAUUCAAAUUUGCUCUGCACAGAAUUAUAAAAAAUAACGGUCAUAGUUUUGCUGUCAUUAAGGGCUCCUUAUUUUCCAUUUUCCUUCCAAGACAUAACAUAAAAAUGUUUGCUUCAUUCAUGAAUACGUCAUUUUGACACUGCUCUUAUUCAUCUUGAGAGAUUCAUUGUUUCAUUAAUGGAACAAGAAAUGAAGUUUCAAAACACCUGUGCAUAAUGCAAAAAAAGAAUGUAUUCCAAUUCAUGCAGGGUAAAAUGCAUUUUUAAUGCAUACAUAUUAUAUUAAACAGGAAUCCACUCUUAAAAAGCUGUGACUGCAUGUUUCAUAAUUAUUCUGUACCAUUCAAAAUUUUUAGGAAGCAUUUAUGAUGUUUUUAUCCUCUGAAACACCAGUUUUCCCUGAUUGUUUUACAGUGGUGUAUGUUUAAGUGCCCAAAAACUUUCUUGACUGCUGUAAUAGGUAUGUUAUGUAUUGUAUGUUGGAUUGCAGCAAGUUUUUAACUUUGAUUUAGUAUCAACAUUUUUUGGGGGAAAUUAUACUUGUAGCAGAUUAAGCUGUGCCAAUUACAAUAUCAUACAUUUCGGGCUUAAAAUGUAUUUGAACCUAAAUGUAUAUUUGUGCAAAAGUAAAUGUUAAAAUUGAACCCUGGCUUGAAGAAUGUACUUAAUCGAAGUUCUGGGAAGUUGUUUGUUAUUCUGGAAAGACAUGGCUGCCCUAGGGUAUUAAGUUUACAAUUGCAGACAUUCUUCAAUUAAAAUGCCUCCAGAGGUUUUUUUUAUCAACCUUGUGUAUUGUAUGAGUUCACCUUAACUCAUGCAAUUUGGUAAUUGUACUUGGUUUUUAUUUCAAUUGAGCUGCAUGAAAUUUUAAUACACUUUACUGAGGAGUAUGUUUUAAAACAAAAAGAAGUAUUUACAUUGAAAUGUGUUGAUUCAGGGGAAUGGACACUGCAGCUUUCGAAGCUUUUCUUAAUUUUGCUGCUAAAUUCCCUGGUCAGGACCGAUUUACUGAAAUUAUUUACGGGGAAGUCAUUUUUUUUUACAAAUUACUUUUAUUUAGACCCCUUUCUUAUUUUAUAACCAUACCCACCCCCCCACACACACACACCCUUACAGGACCUAUUGUAGUUUUGCACCUUGUAAACUUUUGUUUCUACUGUUUGAAAAAAAAAUAAAAUUUAAAGUUAACUAAA